UCAGAGGAGGUUGUCAUGGCGCGUCUGAACUGGUGUCUGGCGGCGGUCAUCAGCUGGGGCAAGUUCCUCUUCUCGUGCUUCUUCCCGCUGCGCUCGAGCAGAAGGGACCAGCCAGAUGAGUUUGAAGGGGUCCACUCCCAUACCUUCCGUGUGAAGGCAUUCAAGAAAGCCAAGUGUUGUGCAGUAUGCAAGCAGGCUGUCACCAAGGAAGGCCUGGUCUGCAAAGCUUGCCAGUUAUCAUGUCACAAAAAGUGUGAAGUAAAGGUCUCCACUGCCUGCACGACUGCUGCCAACUAUGAGCUGCCUCCCACUGCUGAACUUCCUCUGAAACAUGUAGAGACUCCGGGAUCUACCAAAUCCACCAGAAGCAUGGAUUCUCGUCAGAGACCCUCACGGAGCCUGAGUAUGAUCCAGAACCUGGACGACACGGAGGUGGACCUGGUGUACAUCACGGAGCGGAUCAUCUCGCUGUCCUUCCCCACGGGCUCCGACGAGCAAGGCUACACCUCCCACCUGAAGGACGUGGCCGCCAUGAUGAGGUCCAAGCACGGAGAGCACUACCUGGUUCUUAACUUGAGUGAGCACCGAAAUGACAUCGUCAAGCUGAACCCAAAGGUCAUGGACUUUGGCUGGCCCGAUCAACAUGCACCUGCCCUGGACAAGAUCUGUAGCAUCUGCAAGGCCAUGGACACCUGGCUCAAUGCAGACAUACACAAUGUAGUCGUUCUACACAACAAGGGCAAUCGGGGUCGGACCGGGGUGGUGAUCGCGGCCUACAUGCACUACAGCAACAUCUCUGCCAGUGCUGACCAGGCCCUGGACAGGUUCGCCAUGAAGCGCUUUUAUGAAGACAAAGCCCUGCCAGUGGGCCAGCCGUCCCAGAGGAGAUAUGUACAGUAUUUCAGCGGACUUCUCUCUGGUCAUAUCAAGAUCAACAACAAGCCUCUGUUCCUGCACCACGUCAUCAUGCACGGCAUCCCCAACUUUGAGUCCAAAGGAGGUUGCAGGCCAUUCCUAAAGAUCUAUCAGGGGAUGCAGCCAAUUUAUAUGUCUGGGAUAUACAAUGUUCAAGGUGACAGCUCCACAAGUAUCUGCAUAACCAUAGAGCCUGGCCUUCUCCUGAAGGGAGACAUUCUGCUGAAGUGCUACCACAAGCGCUUCAGGAGCCCGAGCAGGGACGUGAUCUUCAGGGUGCAGUUCCACACGUGUGCCGUCCACGACCUCGCCGUGGUCUUCACCAAGAAUGAGCUCGACGAGACAUUCAAAGAUGACAGAUUUCCGGAGUAUGGGAAGGUUGAGUUUAUCUUCUCAUUUGGGCCAGAAAAGAUAAAAGGACUUGAUCAUCUGGAGAACGGUCCGAGUGUCUCCGUAGACUACAAUACCCAGGACCCCCUGAUCCGUUGGGACUCCUAUGACAACUUCCACAAGCGCCUUGAAGAUGCACCAGACGACGUAGUGCACACACAGGGUCCAGUCGACGGCAGUCUCUACGCUAAGAUCCGAAAGAAGGACUCCGCCGAGGGCAUCGUCUCCGUUAACGGCCUCCCGCCGGCCGAGCGCGCUCAUGCUCCCCUCCAGCAGGCCGUCGGAGUAGCCAACCACGCGCUUCCCCUCCCCGUCGUCAACCACGCCCUCCCGGUCGCCGACCACGCGCUCUCGGUGAGCAGCGACUCGGGCAACUCCACCGCCUCCGUCAAGACCGACCGCACCGAUGACCCGCAGUCCCAGCAGGGCGGCGCCGCCGGCGGAGGAAGCGGCAGCGGGGGGGCCUGCGUGAACCAGCCGCCCGGCGCCGAACCGUCCCUGAGCCCGCGGGAGAAGCGCGAGCUCGAGCAGCUGCUCAGCGGUCUCGAGGGAGGAGGAGGAGCCCAGGGGGGCCGACAGGGGAGCCCGGCGGCCGUCGGGGGCAUCCUCCACCUGGUGCCCGCGCAGGUGCAUGUCAACGGCCGCGGCCUGAUCCGCGCCAACACCGUCCCGACAGCGGCGUCGGCGGCGGCGUCCGCGUGCGCCGCGGGCAACCGGUGCGAAACCGAACGCGAGACCGAUAUCCUCGACGACGAGCUCCCGGAGGCCGACAUCAGCGCCGACAGCCUCGGGACGAUCUCGUCUCUGGACGGACACGAGACUCCGGCCACCGACAACCAGGGACACAGCGACUACCAGACGCCCCAGCAGCAGCAGCAGCAGCAGCAGCAACCGCCGUCUGACUCGACCACCGUGGACAUCGAGGGACCGUCGGCUCUCCCCGAGUUCCGGUCCAGCAGGAGAGACAUGCCCGUGCACCAGGUGCACGGCUCGGCCUCCGCACAGGAGCGUCUGAUCGACUACAGCGACCAGAACGGGGCCAUGUACCGCUCGCAGUCCUACGGGGCCGCCCCGGCCAUGGACCCAGGGGCGGCCGCCAGGCUCCUGCCCCAGGCGCCCGAGAGGAGCACGAGCAGCCGCGAGGCCGUCCAGCGCGGCCUCAACGCCUGGCACCAGUACGGCCUGGUGGACGACCCGUUCUUCGGGCCCAUGUCGGGCCUGUCGCGCUUCCCCACGUCGCCGAGCGGCGCCUCGCAGAACGACGUGGAGCAGUCCAUCGAGGCGCUCAACAUGCUCAUGAUGGACCUGGAGCCCACGCAGACGCCUGUGCCCAAGUCCCAGAGCGCCCCGCCGGGCGACAACCCGGCCGCCUACCAGGGGCCCUUCGCCCAGAACUACCCGAGGCCCUCGUACCAGGCGGACCAGGCCAUCCACAGCUACUCGGCGGGCUACCCGCCCUCCACCCCGGCCAGCUACGGCCAGUCCUCUCAGAGGUCCUCCCCGGCCUACCCGCCCAUGUCGCCCUCCAUGGAGCCACACAGGGGGGCCUUCCACUCCCCCACCCACCCCCAUGAGGCGUACAUCCAUCGGGGAGGCCCUGGGUCCCCGUCCCCCACGCUCCACCACCCGCAGCCCCUGAAGCCCCAGAGCGCCUUCACCCCAGGGGGAGGCAGCUCGGUGUGCUACACCCCGGAGCUCCAGGGCAUCUCCCCGUACCCCACCACCCAGAUGAGCUACAGUGCCUCCUCCUCUCCCCUCCCAUCGGUUACCCCCGCCAGGGAGGCUGACCCCGAGGAGGAGAGCCUGAACCUGGAGGGGCUGGUGGCCCACCGCAUAGCUGAGUACAACGCUCGCAUCCGGGGCAUCUCGGCGAGUAUGAGCCCCCAGCCUCAGGGCCGCGAACGCCAUCGCUCCUAUUCUUUUUCUGGGUCAAGGUCACACACAGCAACCCCAGAUGAGUCCGGUUCGUCCAUGCGUCGCCGCACGACCAGCGAGGGUCAGUACCACAACGGUCACGAGGAUCGUCCAGCUCACGGGAAUGCCUCCCGCGCCCCUGUCUCGCCAGAGUUUGUUACUGUUAUCGCCUCGAAUCCUGGAGGCCGACCAAGGGAGGUUCACAUGCACAGCUACCGGGAGGCGUUUGACGACACCCCGGACGGCAGCGGCGGCGCCCCCACCAGCCCGACCCCCAGCGCCGGUGGUCGCUCCCCGCCAGGCUUGGCCAAGACGCCGCUGUCGGCCCUGGGGCUGAAGGGCCCGCAGAGCCCCAACGAUGUUCACAUGCAGCAGAGCAGCUCCGAUUCUGACUCUAGUGAUGAAAUGGAAGAGCCGCGAGGCUACAUUGGACCCGUGGCUCACGUUGGAGGGAGGGGUCUGGCCAUGUCGCCGAGCCACCAGCACCCCCUGUACCCGUCCGAGACUAUGGAGAGGGCAGCGCCCCCUGCCCACGGCAUCAACCCCCCUCUCUCACCCCUCGGCACCGGCCACCACCCUGAGGGACGCUUCUCUCAUCCUGACGGCUCCAUGCGGGUGGCCAGUCCUCCGGUGCCAGUGUCCGGCGUGGGCUACCCGCCCAACACCACCGAGCUCACGCACCCCCACUUCUACCCCGACCCGCUGGGCUACCUGGACCCCGAGGAGGCCACGGUCAACAUCAUGGGCGUCCACCGCGUGCCGGGCAGCCCCAACAUGCUCCACCGCACCGUGGCCACCAACACCGCCCCCAGCCCCGUCCUCCAGCGCCGGCUCGCCAAUCAGAGCCCGGUCACCGGCCGCCGGGUCGACGGCGACCCCAACAGCCCCGCGUCCGCGCGCCACCUGGGCACCGCCAAAGCCGUGCCCCCGAGCCCCACCGUGGGCCGCCACGCUCAGACCCCGGGCAGCGCCGGCAGCCUGAGCCCGGAGAGGAGGCCCAGCAGGCAGGCCAGCCCCGACGGGCGCCAGUCCAGCGCCUCCGGGGGUCCCCUGCUGCCCGACAAGAGGCACACGCCCAGCGCCACCCCCACCGAGGGCUCCAUGAACAGGAAGAUGUCCUCGCCAGGGCCCAGCGGCGCCAGCACGCCCGUCAUGCCCCCGCACGCAACGUCCGAACCUGCCAUCGUCUCCAUCUAUGCUGAUGGACCACCAGACAUCAAGCUCAACGUAAAGUUUGUGCAGGACACAUCCAAGUUCUGGUACAAGCCAGAGAUCUCCCGGGAGCAAGCGAUCUGCCUGCUGAAGGACAGAGAGCCCGGGGCGUUUGUGAUCCGAGACAGCCACUCCUUUAAGGGGGCCUACGGCCUGGCCAUGAAGGUGGCCUCACCUCCACCCACCGUGCAGCAGACCAAGAAAGUGGGUGACAUCACUAACGAGCUAGUUCGUCACUUCCUGAUUGAGACCAGUGCUAAGGGCGUGAGGCUGAAGGGCUGUCCCAACGAGCCCUACUUUGGCUGUCUGUCUGCGUUGGUGUACCAGCACUCCAUGACACCGCUGGCUCUCCCAUGCAAGCUAAUGAUCCCAACCCGAGACCCAAAUGAGGAGGCCAUUGAGUUAGCCACUCCAACAAGCUCCACCAUUGACCUACUGAAGCAGGGUGCAGCCCCUGUCGGUCCCCUGACAGUUUGUCCCUCUUAUGCCACCGUAGGGUCGAAGGUUCCUGAUGAGUCACAGGCAUGCAAUGUUCUGUACGUUAACUCGGUGGAGAUGGAGUCCCUGACGGGCCCCCAGGCCAUUGCCAAAGCCAUCAGCGAGACGCUGGCGGCCCAGCCACUGCCCAGUGCCACUGUCGUCCACUUCAAGGUGUCCACCCAGGGCAUCACCCUCACCGACAAUCAGAGGAAAAUCUUCUUCCGGCGCCACUAUCCCAUCAACACCGUCACCUACUGUAACCUUGACCCGCAGGACAGAAAGUGGAACAAGGCAGAGGGUGGAGCGGCUAAGUUAUUCGGAUUUGUGGCCCGGAAACAAGGAAGCACAACAGACAACGUCAGUCACCUGUUUGCCGAAUUGGAGCCAGACCAGCCGGCCAGCGCCAUCGUCAGUUUUGUCUCCAAGGUCAUGCUCGGCACCCCCAAACAGUGAAGACUGCUCUGGCAGACAUUUUGUUUUUUCUCUAAACUGCGUGUGUUCUUUUUUUCCUCCCACAAAGACACGUUUUUUCAUGCCCUUUUUGUGUGGAUAUAUUUUUUCAUAAAGGUCUCUCCUCCCGUCCUUCUUUGGAAGAGACAGGAAGGAGGAGUUGAGUAAACUGUUGACUUUAUUUCUUGUUUUUCUUUCUUUAAGUUGUCAAGGUGUUGAUUUUUCCUUCAGUGAAGUAGGAGAACAUUCAAGAUGGAGUCUAUGCACGUGCAAGAGCGCUCAGAGGUUUUUCUGGAAGAGGAAGGGGAGAAUUCUUCUCCCAGUGGUUCAUCCAGACUUGAAGAGAAUUUAGGAAUUAACGAGUUUUAAAAGAAAGACAAAGUGAAGAAACGAGAAAAAAAAGCAACAAAGAAUCAUUUUUCAGAUAGAACAACAUAGAACAACCAAAGGUAGUGUUCAGAACAAGUAUGCCAUUAUUGGACAAUUUAUUCCAUUUUGUUUUGUAAAGGAAUUUUACUUUUAACCAGACUGUCAAAAAAGUACAAAAUCCCUCUGGACAAAAAAAGAAAAAAAAGAUUUUUUUUUUGUCUGUCUCUGUGACUUCUUCUUUCAAAAAGAACACUGAAAAAAAAGAAAAAGUAUUCAGUGACGAUAUGCAUGUUCGCUUGCAAAUGCCCCUAGCUGCUUCUUUAACCCUUCGUUGUUGGUCAAGACUGCUCUCUCUGUGGACACUGGUGGACUCGAGACUGUAGGAUGCUACCAGGUCUACCGAUCACAACACCUACACACACAGACACCAGUUCAGUUGACCAAACUGCAUAUCAGGAAAAAAAAAAAAUGAAAAACACUGUGGUCCAACAUCAGCAAUAAUGUCACCCAGGCCCCAGGCUCAACUAGUCGAGCUCAGAAAGAGGGGGGAACUGUUGGGGAGGAGUGGAUUGUGGAUUGGCUGCUCUGGCCUGUAGAUGCAAAAUGUCUGUGACUGCACUGUAUCAGGAUGCAGGGGAAGGAUACAAGUCUCAGCUCAUGCACAGAGCCUGUAAAGCAGGAGAGAGACGUUCUACAGGUCACCUCACACACACACACACACACACACACACACACACACACACAGAUACACACACACACAGACACACACACACACACACACACACACACACACACACACACACACACACACACACACACACACACACACACACACACACACACACACACACAAAUGUGCACAUCUCCCUAUAAUGCCCACACUGGACACUGGAGGGGUGAACAAUUCAUCGCCUGGAUGGACCAACAGCGAUGCCCCCGCAUGCCGUAGUGCAAACGUAGCUCCUUUAACCUUUAACCUUUACCCUUGAAUCCCCGACUCGAUGAACUUUGCCCCCCUCCCCCCCACACUAUCCUCUGAACGCAGAUCACCCCUUUCCCCUGCUGUAGGAAAGAAACAAAAAAAGAAGAAAAGUUGCUAUGGCGACACUGAUCGCUAAAGACUUCAACUGCAUGUGAUGCUACCUUCAGGUGUUUUCUUUUCUUUUCUUUUUUACUUCGAAAAAAGGGUCUUACAUCUUGUUGAAGUUACCGCUAUGCUCUGUCUUUAUCUUUGUCACGCACACACACAUACACACAUACUGUACACACACACACACACACACACACUCUACUAACGCAAACACACACACACACACACACAUAAGCACAUCAUUUCUUCUACCGAGUGGAGUUUUAUUUCAGCCAAACACACAGUAGGCAAUGUCUACCUUUUCUUUCAAGGAAAAAAACAAAGAGUUGCUUUCUGUUCACACUGCCCCAUUACCACACUUGUUUUCUUCACUGUGUGAGAGCGUGGCUUAAAAAAAAGAAGACAACAUAAAGAAAAAAAACAAUACACAAAGCCCAAUCUUCAUAAGCUAUUGACAAAAAAGAUAAACAUGACUAUAGAUAAUGAUGACUACAUAUGUAUUACUAUAAAAAGGUGACUUUAAUGAAAAUAUUUAUUUUUGUUGCUCUCUCUUGCUUUUGGGUUAUUCAUGCAGUAUAUUGAAAUGACAAGAUAUUGUAUAGUCAACAUUCAAAAACAUCGGAGACUACAUGGGGGAGGGGGGAAAUUAUUUUGGUUAAGAGUUAAAACGUCAGGAGUGGGGGAAAAAAGACAUCUCUUGAACAUAAUAAGACGUGUGUCCAGUCGAGAGUCACUUUGUUUUGCGUGUGGUCACUGCUCCAUUUUGUCUCAUGUUGAGGUUUUUUGAAGUGUGUGAGGGGAAGACAUACAUGUAUAAUAAUAAAAAAACACACACAAUGUUUGUAUUUUUGUUUUUAUAUGCAUUCUUUUUUUUUAUUUGUAAUCCAUCAGUUUGUGCAGUUGCAGGAUGAUAACGCUGUCUGUCAUUUGUGUGUGUGUGAUGGAGAUGGAACUAAAAGUCUGCCAGCUACAGACUUUAAUUUGCCCACCAAGAAUGUCCAGAGGAAGGCACACAAAUGUGUUGGCCAAAGAGGUAAACUCGGAAGAUCCACAGCAUAGGCUACCCCAUCUAUAUAAUUGUAUAGCACUUACAGACUGCCAGUGCCACCCUAGUUAAGUUAAACCAGUGUCUAAACAUACGUUUUCUAAGGGCAAGCUUCUAAGACAGACUCUACAACAGAUGUCAGUGCGGUUCUUACAGUUCUGUUGUUGGCAUACAGUGUUGAAAGCUCUGUUGAAUAAGAUCUCGUUGUUAUUAUUAGGGGAAGAGGCAGGUGUCAUGGCUGCCAAGAACCUCUGUUGUAGAUCAUGCCUCUACGAAGCACCAUACUCCAUUCAGAAUCACUAUAGCUGUACACAAACAUGCAGUUUCUUCGCCUUUUUUCAUGUAACAAGACCUCAAAGCGAACACAAGAUAACAAAAAAAUACUGACUGUCCUUUGUGUAACAUAAAAGUAUGUAUUUAUUUCUGUUUUUAAAUUAUGUUUUGUUUGUGUUUUUUUUUUUUUUUUCACUCACCGGUUGGUCUUCCCCAUAGUCAGGCCCAGUGCUUUGGUGUCAUCAGUGUUACCCAGAAUGUUCUAGACUCGCAGGCGACCCGGCGGACGUUCUCCUCGGAUGUUUGCCUGAAGUCUGUGAGUUGGCUUUGCUAAAGAUGGAGUCUGGGGUUUGAAUGUGUGAAUGUACUACUAAGGCUGUACAGAGCUUCUGUGGGAUUUAUGUGUUUUUAUUUCAUUUUGUUUUAUUUUAUGUUUAUUUGUGUUAUAAUGCCAUGGCUUUGUUCCUGAGGAGAAAAAAAAACAUUAAAGCAAUACAAACCAGUUACA
Molecule: messenger RNA, 8646 nt
Organism: Sardina pilchardus (European sardine)
Lineage: Eukaryota; Metazoa; Chordata; Actinopteri; Clupeiformes; Clupeidae
Gene: tns1a
Product: tensin 1a
Exons: 35
Coding region: 16-5364 (1782 amino acids)
Biological process (GO): fibroblast migration
Cellular component (GO): focal adhesion
Molecular function (GO): protein binding
Source: RefSeq, a predicted model, not a curated record